Silurus meridionalis is the source of this 1176-nucleotide messenger RNA. RefSeq lists its product as uncharacterized. NCBI's taxonomy places the organism in Eukaryota, Metazoa, Chordata, Actinopteri, Siluriformes, Siluridae. Bases 465 to 707 code for a protein of 80 amino acids. The transcript is spliced from 3 exons. The record is from RefSeq and is a predicted model, not a curated record.
AGCUAUUUUACCUUAUUGUACCCACUUCUAAACUUAAAAUUAUUGUCUGAUAUACACGUGUGUGUGUGUUUCCAGCUACUGAUGUGGACAAACGCUUUAUUUUCUAGAGAUGCGAAUUCCGGCUCUGUGAGUCAGUUCAAUGAGUCAAAUAAUUUGAUUCAGUUUUACGCUGAGAGUCGAAUUUUCAGGUCCCAAUUAGUCUGUUGCCAUUUUCCUUGUAAACCGGACAGAAUUUGCCAUAAUUUGGUAAAUUCUUUCUAUAGCAGAUGGGAGUAUAUGGGAUAGUUCUAAUUAAUAUAAAAUGCAGGAGUGAAAAAAGGAUGAAAAACACAAAAUGACUCAUCUAUGUGAGUCUUAAAAUUCAAAAGAUCCGGUUCAAAGAGCCGACUCGUUCAGGGUCGAUACCUCGUUCCCAUUUAACACACACCUGCAGUCCAGGUGUGUUUCUUAUUUAGGAAGACAGAAUGGGAUGCAACCCCAGCUCACACACCACUGCAGAGGACACGUCCCCUAUGCACCCAGACUGCAAUGGGGCAACUGCUGUAGAAAAGACAGAGAAUGAUCGAGAUAUUGAAUGUAGCACAGAAGCAGCAGCUGAGAGCUCUGAGGCUUCAGCGGCUGAAUACAACACACUAAAUGCUGUUACUGAGCCGACUCCAGCAGAAGACCAAAACACUGGAGCUGCAGAAGCAGGCCAGUCUGAGUAAACAGGACCAGAGGAAGCACCGGGACAGUAAGAUUUCAUCUGGCAAAUCAACUGAAUUAUUUAUUUUCCUCUCUCCAUUGUUACCUGUCAUCUUUCUCAUUCAGCGAAGAACACUGAGGCUCACCGACCACAAAAAAACCUGGAAAAUGCCUCUCACUUUAAAUUAGCAAACUGAAAUAUUGUAGCUGUAUAUAUUGGUGGUGUGAUACGAAGUGGAGUUACUGUUACUAUCCUAACAACAUAUCACAGUGUUUUAUUGCAUUUAUACAACGUUGUGGUCACUAUUAUAACAAUCAUACCAUGCUAUAUAUAGUUAUUCCUUUACCCGCAUCUUUUCUUCUCUCUUAUUUAAAAGAAAAAAAUCACAGCUUUCCAUGUUACCAAUAAACUACAAAGUUCUCUGUCCCAAAGAGAUAGUGGAGACUGGAGACUCCUUACAACAUGCUUAAUAAAUUAUUUUUAAAUGGAAA